Messenger RNA from Lynx canadensis (Canada lynx), 3460 nucleotides. It is a transcript of the gene LRIG3, whose product is annotated as leucine rich repeats and immunoglobulin like domains 3. Gene Ontology annotation, molecular function: protein binding. The transcript is spliced from 19 exons. The record is from RefSeq and is a predicted model, not a curated record. The coding region runs from base 1 to 3363 and encodes 1120 amino acids. NCBI's taxonomy places the organism in Eukaryota, Metazoa, Chordata, Mammalia, Carnivora, Felidae.
AUGGGCGCGCCGAGGCUCUGCGCGGUGGCGCUGGGACUGCUGCUGUGCGCGGUGCUGGGGCGGCUGGGCCCGGCCGAGGGCAGCGGUCGCGGCGGCUCGGGGACACUCGGGCAGCCUUCUGGGGUCGCCGCCGAGCGCCUGUGUCCCGCUCCCUGCCGCUGCCUCGGGGACCUCCUGGACUGCAGUCGCCAGCGGCUGGCGCGCCUUCCCGAGUCGCUCCCGCCGUGGGUCGCUCGGCUGGACUUGAGUCACAACAGAUUGUCUUUAAUCAAGGCAAAUUCCAUGAGCCACCUUCAGAGCCUUCGAGAAGUGAAACUGAACAACAAUGAAUUGGAGACCAUUCCAAAUCUAGGACCAGUCUCAGCAAAUAUUACACUUCUCUCCUUAGCUGGAAACAGGAUUGUUGAAGUAUUACCUGAACAUCUGAAACAGUUUCAAUCCCUCGAAACUUUGGACCUGAGCAGCAAUAAUAUUUCAGAGCUUAAAAUUCCCCUUCCACCCCUACAACUCAAAUAUCUGUAUAUCAACAGCAACCGGGUCACUUCGAUGGAACCUGGGUAUUUUGACAGUUUGGCCAACACGCUCCUGGUGUUGAAGCUGAACAGGAACCGAAUCCCGGCUAUCCCCCCCAAGAUGUUUAAACUGUCCCAACUACAACACCUUGAACUGAACCGAAACAAGAUUAGAAAUGUAGAUGGGCUCACAUUCCAAGGGCUUGGUGCUCUGAAGUCUCUGAAAAUGCAAAGAAAUGGAGUAACAAAACUUAUGGAUGGAGCUUUUUGGGGGCUGAGCAACAUGGAAAUCUUGCAGCUGGACCAUAACAACCUAACAGAGAUUACCAAAGGCUGGCUUUACGGCUUGCUGAUGCUGCAGGAACUUCAUCUCAGCCAAAAUGCCAUCAACAGGAUCAGCCCUGAUGCCUGGGAGUUCUGCCAGAAACUCAGUGAGCUGGACCUAACUUUCAAUCACUUAUCGAGGUUGGAUGAUUCAAGCUUCCUGGGCCUAAGCUUACUAAAUACACUGCACAUUGGGAAUAACAAAGUCAGCUACAUUGCUGAUUGUGCCUUCCGGGGGCUUUCCAGUUUAAAGACUUUGGAUCUGAAGAACAAUGAAAUUUCCUGGACUAUUGAAGACAUGAACGGUGCUUUCUCUGGGCUUGACAAACUGAGGCGGCUAAUACUCCAAGGGAACCGGAUUCGAUCUAUUACCAAAAAAGCCUUUACUGGUUUGGACGCAUUAGAACAUCUAGAUUUGAGUGACAACGCAAUCAUGUCGUUACAAGGCAAUGCAUUUUCACAGAUGAAGAAACUUCAGCAAUUGCAUUUAAAUACAUCAAGCCUUUUGUGCGAUUGCCAGCUAAAAUGGCUCCCACAGUGGGUGGCAGAAAACAACUUUCAGAGCUUUGUAAAUGCCAGUUGUGCCCAUCCUCAGCUGCUAAAAGGAAGAAGUAUUUUUGCUGUUAGCCCAGAUGGCUUUGUGUGUGAUGAUUUUCCUAAACCCCAGAUCACGGUUCAGCCAGAAACACAGUCGGCAAUAAAAGGUUCCAAUUUGAGUUUUAUCUGCUCGGCUGCCAGCAGCAGUGAUUCCCCGAUGACUUUUGCUUGGAAAAAAGACAAUGAACUACUGCAUGAUGCUGAAAUGGAAAAUUACGCACACCUGCGGGCCCAAGGCGGCGAGGUGAUGGAGUACACCACCAUUCUCCGGCUGCGCAGCGUGGAAUUCACCAGUGAGGGGAGAUAUCAGUGUGUCAUCUCCAAUCACUUUGGCUCAUCCUACUCUGUCAAAGCCAAGCUCACAGUAAAUAUGCUUCCUUCCUUCACCAAGACCCCCAUGGACCUUACCAUCCGAGCCGGGGCAAUGGCGCGUCUGGAGUGUGCCGCCCUGGGGCAUCCAGCCCCACAGAUAGCCUGGCAGAAGGACGGGGGCACAGACUUCCCUGCUGCGAGGGAGAGACGCAUGCAUGUUAUGCCAGAGGACGAUGUGUUCUUUAUUGUGGAUGUGAAGAUAGAGGACAUCGGGGUUUAUAGCUGCACAGCUCAGAACAGUGCAGGAAGCAUUUCUGCAAAUGCGACUCUGACUGUCCUAGAGACACCAUCCUUUCUGCGGCCCCUGUUGGACCGAACUGUAACCAAGGGAGAAACGGCCGUCCUGCAGUGCAUUGCUGGAGGUAGCCCUCCUCCCAGACUGAACUGGACCAAGGAUGACAGCCCCUUGGUGGUCACCGAAAGGCACUUUUUUGCAGCAGGCAAUCAGCUGCUGAUCAUUGUGGACUCUGAUGUCAGCGAUGCUGGGAAGUACACGUGUGAAAUGUCUAAUACCCUUGGCACUGAGAGAGGCAACGUGCGCCUCAGUGUGAUCCCCACUCCCACCUGCGACUCCCCUCAGAUGACCGCUUCGUCGUUAGACGACGACGGAUGGGCCACCGUGGGCGUCGUGAUCAUAGCAGUGGUUUGCUGUGUGGUGGGCACAUCGCUCGUGUGGGUGGUCAUCAUAUACCACACAAGGCGGAGGAACGAAGAUUGCAGCAUUACCAACACAGAUGAGACCAACUUGCCAGCAGAUAUCCCUAGUUAUUUGUCAUCUCAGGGAACCUUAGCCGACAGGCAGGAUGGGUACAUCUCCUCAGAAAGUGGAAGCCACCACCAGUUCGUCACUUCUUCAGGAGGCGGAUUUUUCUUACCGCAACACGACAGUAACGGAACGUGCAAUAUCGACAAUAGCAGUGAAGCCGAUGUGGAAGUUUCCACGGAUCCAUUCCUUUGUCCCUUUUUGGGAUCCUCAGGCCCUGUGUAUUUGAAGGGGAAUGUAUGUGGCUCCGAUCCUUUUGAAGCCUAUCAUACAGGCUGUGGCCCUAACCUGAGAACAGCUUUAAUGGACCACUGUGAGCCCAGUCACAUAAAGAAAAAGGAGUGCUACCCAUGUCCUUAUCCUUCAGAAGAAUCCUGUGAACAGAAUGGCAGUGAUGUAGGAUGGCCUUCACAUGUGAGGAAAUUAAUCAACUCCACUUACUCUCAGAAUGAAGGACCCGGAAUGAAAAGUUUGUGUCUAAACAAGUCCUCUUUAGAUUUCAGUCUAAGUCCAGAGCCAGCAUCAGUUGCUUCAAGUAAUUCUUUCAUGGGAACAUUUGGAAAGCCUCUGAAGAGAGCUCACCUGGAUGCUUUUUCAAGCUUUGGACAGCCAUCAGAUUGUCAGCCAAGAGCGUUUCACCUAAAAGCUCGUUCUUCCCCAGACUUGGACUCUGAGUCAGAGGAAUAUGGGAAAGAAAGGACAGAUUUUCAGCAAGAAAAUCACACGUGUACCUAUCAACAGACCUUAGAAAACCAUAGGACUCCAAAUUUUCAGUCUUAUGACUUGGACACCUAGACUGAGUAGGAGCAAAGAAGAGCUCUAACAUACUACCUCAAGCAGACUUUUAUUUAAAAGAGAGAGAAUCCUAUGUUUUUAAAUGGAGUUAUGAAUU